This is a messenger RNA of Trichechus manatus latirostris (Florida manatee), 6401 nucleotides long. RefSeq names its product centrosomal protein 44 (gene CEP44). NCBI's taxonomy places the organism in Eukaryota, Metazoa, Chordata, Mammalia, Sirenia, Trichechidae. Gene Ontology annotation, cellular component: centrosome; spindle pole. The coding region runs from base 2154 to 3293 and encodes 379 amino acids. The transcript is spliced from 11 exons. The record is from RefSeq and is a predicted model, not a curated record.
CUAAAGAUUCACAGCCUUGGAAACCCUAUGGGACAGUUCUUUUCUGUCCUGUAGGGUCGCUAUGAGUCGGAAUUGACUCGUAAGCAAUGUUUUUUAUUUUUUAUGAAAAUCAAUGUUGGGAUUUUUGUUAUCCUUUUUUAUUCUGGAAUUAUGACGUAGUAGACUUUUCUUAGAUUAUCCACAAAACGUUUCACGGUUUUAUAUGUGAACACAGCAAUCCCAUUGAGGUCUAUAAUUGUUCCUUACUCCGUUUGUUUUUUUUUUUCAGUUUUUUCAGCCUUUCUCAGACUUGUCUCCCUAUUCCUUAGAGCAGUAUUUCCAGAAUAUAUUUUGCGAAAAGUUUCAUAAACUAAAUUUUCCCCCAUCUCUUCUUCUGUCUUUAUUCCUUGUGCAUGGUUUUUAGAUAAUUAUCAAGUCUUAUGAGCUAUGUCAUAAUCCCUCAGGCAUAGUCUAUAAUAGCUACAGAGCAGUUGCUUCUUCCUGAAAAAUCACUUUGAAUCCAGUGACAUUCCAUUGGGAUGCAUCAUUUUAAUGACCUCUAAAAAGCAGAUUAAAAUAUCUUCACCUGCAGUGGUAUACCAUUUUCACCACCUCUGCCAUAAUAAAUUCAGCUGGGCAGAUCUAACUUGUAGGCAGAACCCUGGGGAGGAAGCUAGAAAGCAACAUGAUAAGACUUUUUUGUUGGUUAAAUCUGUAAUACAGGCUGAGUAAUAUCUCCUUUCUGCUUAUAAUUUUAUUGAUAAGCGUUAUAAAAUGUUAAUUAUUUUAAAAUAAGUUAUUUUUCAUCUCUGAAAGUACCGUGUUAAGAUGUGCAUAAGCAGAAGAUCGGCUUUUUUUGAAUAUUUUAAUUUUUUAAAAAAAUUUUAUAAGAGACUCAAGCCUUUCAUGAUAAUGUAGACCAGUAGCUGUAAUUUUUUUCCCCUUACUUUGGGGGAUUUUUUCUUUCUCUAUAGUACAUAUUUUUGAUCCCUUUAUUUUUUUCUAUCCUGUUUUAUCACUUAUCUCCUUCACCUACAGAUCCAAGCUGUACUUGUAUCUUACUCUUCUUCAGAAUAUUUAUUCUGCUGUUAAUGAAGAGGAUGUGUUCCAGGGACAUACUUUGUUGUCAGAAAUUCCAUUACCAGAGGUAGAAAUAACAUAAGUGAUGUUGCAAUGUGUUCCAGGACAUCAGAAAAAGGAAAAACGGAAAGAUACCAUGAAGUAUUAAACACAAUUACAUAUACUGGAAAGAUGGAAUACACAUCUGGAAAAUUAAAGGAAGUCUUUUGGGGGAGAGAUACAGUUUAUAUUAAAGUUUUAGAAUGCCAUAGGGGAGGAAACCACCUUUAGAAAAUUGUGUUAAGAUAGAUGGGUCUGGAACCUAAAACAAGCUGGCCAAUGGCGGUGCCAAGAGAAGGUUUCUCGUAGCUAAGGCCAGGUUAGCUACCUCCUUGUCUUCCCCAGGAAAGUAAAGACCGGUUUUGGGAAGUCAUCUCUUUUGUCCCUUGUGUACAUCUGUCCUCAGUCAUACUAGAUGAUGUUAAAUAUGGUUUACCUUCUUUGCCAGUAUUUUGUAUAAUGUGAUUUCUGGAUCAUUUCUCUUUUUCUCAUUAUCUCCCAUUUGACUGUACCUGAAACCCCUGUGCCUAAAGUUAUGAAAUUAAACUAAUAAAAUGUAAAUGUUUAAUUGAGAUAACUGAUUGAAAAAUAGUGACUGAAACCUAUGCACAAGUAUAUAAACGUAUACUCAAAUAACUUACUUUUUACCGUGAUGAUAAAGGAGAGGAGACUAGCAACAGGAAGGUACUGUGUCCCUAAAUAGAGGGAACAGUCACUCUUCUCGGGAAAACAGUACAAAAAUGGGAGGCUAGAGACUUAAAAUAGAAAGCUUACUAAAUGUAGGAUUUUGCAAGUUGCUAGCCUUAUUAUCUAUCAGAUAUGAGUAGAUACAGAGAAGGUGUGUGGGGAGAUGAUUUGUAUUCUGGGCAACCACUUGAAUGCUGGUUAGGGAGGAAAGAUCAUACUAACUUUACUUAACCUCAUUUCUGAAUUUUUCUGUUUUGUUUUUAACAUCAAUGACUUCAUUUUAAAGGAGCUUCAUUUCCAGAGGAUUCAUUAAUCAAGGUAAAAUACUAAAUUUUUUCAAGAGCUGGAGGUGAAUCUAAUGUUAAAUAAUGGCAACAGGUGAUUUAAAAAGAAGCUUACGGAACCUGGAACAAGUACUUCGCUCGCUAAACUAUCCUCAAGAGGUGGAUUGUGUAGGUUUGAUAAAGGGAGACACAGCAGCAUCUUUGCCAAUCAUCAGCUAUUCUCUGACUUCAUAUUCACCGUAUAUAGCAGAACUUCUGAUGAAAUCCAAUGUAGAGCUCAUAGCAAAGAAUGACUUGCGCUUUAUAGAUACUCUCUAUAAGCUUCUUCGUGAUCAAUUUAAUUAUAAGCCAGUUUUGACAAAAAAGCAGUUUCUCCAAUGUGGGUUUGCAGAAUGGAAAAUACAAAUUAUCUGUGAUAUUUUGAAUUUUGUGAUGAAAAAGCACAAGGAGUUGAGUGGUUUUGAGAAGACUCCAUCACAACAAAGAAAGAAAAUCAGUUUUGGUAAGUCAGAGCCUUUGGGUAGUGAGAAAACGUCUACAGAACCUGUCAGCAUUGACGUCACUGGAAGGUUUAUGACUUCAGGAAAGAAAAAAGCUGUGGUGAUUCGUCACCUGUAUGAUGAGGAUAGUGCCAACGUUCCUGAAGACACAUUAAGUACAGGAACAGAUGUUCAUGAAGGCUUUGAUGUGUCUGACAUAAAGCCUGCUGAAAUAAAGACACCUGAAAUCAAGGUCCCUGAAAUCAAGUCUGAGCAACAGGGUAUGAAAUUUGAUCCUGAGAUUACUGUACUACAGACUAUGCUUGCUGAAUGUCAAGAAAAGCUUAAGAAGCUUAGUUGGCUAGAGAGUAGGGUAGAAUGUUUAGAAGAAAAAAUGAAAGGAAAAGUGAUGGUAAAUGAAAAGACCUGGACUAAUCUUCUAAGUCGUGUCACUCUUCUUGAAACAGAAAUGCUUUUGUUGAAAAAGAAUGAUGAAUAUAUAGAGUUGAAUGAAAUGAGAGAGGACUCUGCUUCUAGUAGGCACAUGGAUCAUCUGAGUUCUGAUAGAACAAGCAAAGAGGAGAGGCCAGCAAGUCUUCCUCUGUCCUCUGGGUAUAGCACAUCAUCAUCGGAGUCAGCUCCCAGAACCUUGACUAUCAAUUACUGUGGUUUGAGAGAUGAUUCAGAGGGUCCAUCUUUGAUGAUGGUUGACUUCGAGAAAUUGCCUAAAUUUGUUGCUUUUUAAAUUAAAGGAAACAACAAUCCAGAAAAUGGAAAGGAUGAAAAAAAUGUUUGAAGAAACUGCAGAGUUACUGAAAUGUCCAGCUCACUAACUGGAGACUUUUCUGCGGGAACUUCUCUAGGACGUUGGCUAUUGUACAUGUUCCAUAUUUUAAGAAUUCUCCUUACGAUUUUAAUAUACUGCAAUAUUUUUAUUAAGAAUUUGAAUUCCAUCUGGUAUAUGAGGUUUUUCAUUCAAUAAUGAAUAAAUAAUUUUUUUGAGCUAUGACUAUACCGCUUUACUGUAUUUUACUUUUCUUAGGAAAAACUUCUGUUCCAGUACAUUUCUUUUACAGAGUGAAGUCAUUACAGCACUGUAUUUUUGUGUUGACAUUUGUUGGCAGUGUGCUAAGUAAUAUGUUUUUUAAAGUCCAGACUUGAGGACUGUGGUUUACAUCCUGUUGGAAAUACUCCAACUGGGACUUGCAUAUUGUACCCAGGAGGCUCUCAUACAUACCAUCUUGCCAUCUGUACUUUUGAAUACAUUGUAAUGAAAAGUUAAAUAUGCUCAUUGAAAAUUAAAUAAAACAAAAACAGUUAUUUCAUGCUUUGUAAAAGAGAGCAACACGUUUUCAGUUAACACUAAGAAAGUAAGGAUGUGAUUCUCCUUUUGUGUUUGGAAGUGAAGUAGGUCUGAAGGUUCAGUGUGAGAAAUGUGUUGAGUAUUUUAGUGCUCUAUUCUGUAACACAUUUUAAGACCAGCAGCACAGACACAGAUGGUGGCCGUCCAGUAUUACUAGAUACACAGGGAGAUUUUUUUUAAUGAUGGGAAGUUAUAAAUUUUGGUGGGGGAGAAAAGAGAUGUUUAUGAAAGUCUUAGAUGAAUUUAAAUCAAGAGAAAAAAGAAAACAUUUUUUAAAAAAUUACUAGAUUAUCUUUUUAACUUUAUAAAUUAAAAAAAGAUAUUAAUAAUGUUGGGUAAUUGUCAAGAAAAAUUAUUCCACUAUUUGGAAGGAAAAAGGAGAGGUUCUUAAAAUUCUAAUACAGAUAAUCUGAUUACAUUUUUUUUAUUCAUCUGUUUGUAUUAUAUGUAUAAUUUUAUACAUACAUAUGUAUAAUUGGAUAAGUGUUAAAUAUAAAUCAUUAAGUUACGAUUCUAAGUAGGAAUAUUUUUUAAGAGUCAAAGCGUUUCUGGUAUUCUAAUACAUGUUUUGUCAUUAGACUCUCAAAUUCUGAACUUUUGAAAAGUUAGCAUACAGAAGUAUACAACCUUGAGUUUAGUGGAAUUUCAAUAAAUAUUUCUAGCAUGAAUGAAUCUUGUUACUUUACCUUUUCAUUUGCAAAAGAGGUACAUUUAUAUAAAUCAGGAGAUUAGUUACAAGAGAAAAAACGACAUCAAUUAACUUCUGAAAUAUCAGUACCAGCAUGGAAUUAUAGCACCACCUUGUGGUUUGGAUGCCAAUAUUUUUAUUAAAACAAAUGCUUUCCCAUAGACCAUAGGAACAUACUUUUUCUUUUGAGAAAUUCAAUUCUAAUUUUAAAAAGAAAAUUUUUUGAAGUUUUGUAGUGGGAGAAAGAAGAAAAAGUAAGUCUGUCUCUUUGUCUCUACUCUUCCUGUCCUUUUUUUCCCUUUAUAUCGUGUACAUGUACACACACUAAAAGAAUUUUGAAAAUUCUAGUUUAUUUUUAGUGUGCAAAAUGUAGAUAUUUGUUGCAAAUAUAGUAAAAUAUAUCUUGUAUGUUUUCAGGAAAUUUGAAGUCCACAUUUUCUUAUACUUCUCUAAAACAAUCUUUUAUCUAACAACCAGGAACUAAUAAAAACAACUCAUUAUAACUUUUACACUUACGAAGAUUCUCGCUAUUUUGACAACAUAAGCCUUGGGAAAAAGAAAGUGAAUUUGGUUUUGUUGAGGUUACUGAAGGAUAGCCAAAUUACUUAUUAUUCUAACUCUUGGUAAAUAGUAGAAAAAGUUGUUUUAUCUCAGACAAUAUGGUAAAUGAUUUAUAACCAUAAACUAGUCCUUUUUGAUUAACUUGAAGGUCUUGAGAAUGUGAAGCAGAGGUGUCAUGGAUAGAUUACCUGGAAUUACAUAAUUAACCCUUAGUUAACUGCAAUUUUCACUAGCUACAUCCCGUUAAUUAUAAACUGGAUGAAAAAGUAGUUACCAUACGACUAAACAAAGGCAUCAGCAGCUUGUGCUGCCCUAUCUGUACUAUACUCUGAAUAAAUCUUGAUAGAACUCAUAGAGGAACACCAUGGAAAAAAGCUUAAAAUACUAAUCCGAAAAGACUAAAAAGUAGUAGUGUCAGCUAUAUAAAAAUUCUAGGCAAAGCUAAGGACUAUUAAGUUGAAAAAAAUUCUAUUAUGUUUUUUGAUUUACUCUAUCAUUUUUAAUGAAAUGUUUUAACAUGGAAAAUAUUCCCUAAAAAAUAAAACUUAAAGACUUUGGAACUGUUUAAUGCCAUUUAUUGCUUACAGCUUUAUAUCGUUGACAGGCACUUGGGGAAGCAUUAAAAAGUAAAAGAACCUUGUCAAUUUUACAAACUGCAACACUUUUUAGCUCAAAUAACAUUAUAGCUUUAAUUUUGCUUUUUUACAAUCCCCAGGUUUGUUUCUCUCCUUUCUUUGAAGCUAAAGAGGUGGAGGCGGUAUGAAACUUUAAAGCUAAACUACAAAAUUAAAACUUUAAUUGUUGAGUCACUGAGCUUUAGUGAUGUUUCUAGAGAAAAUGGCAAGUUUCUUACAUUACUUGAAGAGUGAAGAAAGCUGGAAAACAACACCGACAGCAGAACAACACUGAAAACGUGCAAUUUGUUUUAGAAAAGUCUUAAAAAUCUGUAUUAUCAUUUAUGUUUAUUUUUAAUACUUGUAGCAGGAAUAGGUGUAUAUGUAUAUAGUGUGUGUGUUUAUGUUUUUUCUCAGAAGUUCGCUAAGUCACUAAUAAAAACUUUUAACUUGUUUUUUUAAAUGUAAAAUAUUCAACUCAACGUUAAAAUUAAGAGGACUUAAUGAUCCCAAAAUGCAUAAAUUAUUUGAAGUUUAUAUUAUUGAUGGGUAUUAAAAAGAAAGGAGGAGGAGAGAAUCACAGUAUUAAUAAUCCAGGGAAGUUGAACCGUCUAGAAAUUAGAGUGA